UAGGAAAAACAAAGAAUGAGGAACCAUGGAGCGGCAAGCAAACAAGUUCUAGGGUUUAAAGCACAAGUCAGAGAGCAUAGCAAACAUGGCAAGCCACUGCAAGUUUUGGCUUCCCAGGAAGAACAGAUUUUGUGCAGUUCCCCCUCUUAAUAAUUCCUCAUUCUGCGGGAAUCACACCCAGAGAUCUGAUGGACAGUGGAUUCCGUGCCCAAUUGAUCCUACUCACUCUGUGCUCGAGGAAAAUCUUCAAAGUCACCUAAAUAGAUGCCCACUACUGAAACAAGCUCAAUCUCUGUUGCGUCAGCCGUACUAUCAAAAGGGAGUUAAUGCCGGUGGAGAGGAGGAUGAGGAGGAAACUCCCAAGUCUAGUGGUGUUAAAGAUUCUUCUGUUACUUCAGAGAUGAAAAGAAAUUCUGUCUAUGCCAUGAGUGUGCCUGAGUUCUCCAAAUUGAUAGCUAAAAUCAAGAGCAUUCAUGCAUCCAUAUGCAAUGACAUUCAAGAUUCUUUCAAGAUCCCAGAGGCUUGUAGCAUUUGGACAAAUCGACAAGUUGACAAGAAGUUACCUUAUCAAGAGAGACAUGUUUUACAACAGGCAUCAAUUCUUGGGAAUUUAGAAGAUUUUGGGGUGUUAAAAAAAUCUUGUGCGAGUUCUAAUGCAGUCAAACAUUGUGAUUCCAAUAGAGUGUGUGAAAAUGAUAAUGAUGUUUCUGCGGUGGUUGAAUUUGGGGCUGGGAGGGGGUACUUGACUCAAAUGCUUGCAGAUUGCUAUGGGAUCAAGAAGGUGUUAUUGGUGGAGCGAAGGGCAUAUAAGCUGAAGGCUGAUCGGAGUUUGCGACAGAAAGAGAGCUUGACAUUAGAGCGUUUGAGAAUUGACAUUGAGGAUCUGAACUUGAAUAGGGUUGAGCCUCUACAAGGAGUCGCCUAUAUAGCAAUUGGUAAACAUCUUUGUGGGCCUGCAACAGAUAUGACCUUAAGAUGUUGCAUUCGUGAACAAUGUUGUCAAGUUAUUGCUGCUGAAGCCCAAGACUGCUUUUACUUUAGUGGCUUAGCGAUAGCUACAUGCUGCCAUCAUCUGUGCCAGUGGAAAAACUACAUAAAUAAGAGAUACAUAUCAGAUUUGGGUUUCACAAAGGAAGAUUUUCACGUGAUUUCAUGGUUUACCAGCUGGGCAGUUGAUGCAGAUCAUGGAUCAAAUUUCUCGGGCACAGAAUGCAUGACACAACAAGAGAUCAUGAGCGAGAUGAAAGAGUUUGCCUUAGACUCAGAAGUACGUGGAGUUGGAGAAAUAGUGAGAGAUAUGCAGCCUAUUGAUAGGGCGGUGUUAGGUUUCAUGUGCAAGGAUAUCAUCGAUACGGGUAGGUUGAUGUGGGUGAAGGCAAGAGGACUAGAAUCUCAGCUCGUCAAGUACGUUCCUUGUAGCAUCUCCCCCGAAAACCGUCUCUUGGUUGCCAGUUACAAGAAAAGAUCUUAAUAUGAAAUUGGUGCUGUUCAUUUGGGUGAUCAAUCUUAACUCGUUAUACCAAUAUAUAAAAUUUUGACAUUCCAUUGUAAUGAUAAAUUGGCAUCCGUUGUGGAUUGUCUGGUAGAUAUGAUUGUGUUGCGGUCCUAUGAUGGAAAGAGAAGGUUCUAAAUUCCAAAGUUUUGAUUGGGGAAUUACUUGAGUAGACAGUAUAGUGAAUUAAGAUUUUUAUUUUUUUCUAUU
This is a messenger RNA of Olea europaea var. sylvestris, 1702 nucleotides long. Its product is annotated as tRNA:m(4)X modification enzyme TRM13 homolog. The record is from RefSeq and is a predicted model, not a curated record. The transcript is spliced from 9 exons. Gene Ontology annotation, biological process: tRNA methylation. The coding region runs from base 86 to 1471 and encodes 461 amino acids. NCBI's taxonomy places the organism in Eukaryota, Viridiplantae, Streptophyta, Magnoliopsida, Lamiales, Oleaceae.